Belonocnema kinseyi is the source of this 3732-nucleotide messenger RNA. RefSeq names its product regulator of telomere elongation helicase 1 homolog (gene Rtel1). Gene Ontology annotation, biological process: regulation of double-strand break repair via homologous recombination; negative regulation of DNA recombination; DNA repair. The record is from RefSeq and is a predicted model, not a curated record. Lineage: Eukaryota; Metazoa; Arthropoda; Insecta; Hymenoptera; Cynipidae. Gene Ontology annotation, cellular component: nucleus. The coding region runs from base 191 to 3259 and encodes 1022 amino acids. The transcript is spliced from 12 exons. Gene Ontology annotation, molecular function: DNA helicase activity; DNA polymerase binding; hydrolase activity, acting on acid anhydrides, in phosphorus-containing anhydrides.
AACCUAACCUCAGAAACAUAACCUCACUUUGUUCACGCAGCUGACAGCGCUUUUGGCGCGAAUCGAAAGUAAGCCUGAGUAAACGUGUCGUGUCGUGAAUCUGUAUCAACAACGAUGACAUUUUUGGUUGCAAUAUAUUAAAAUUAGGACUAUAUAAUUUUUUUAAUGUCGUUUUGAAACUUUGUCAAUCAUGGCGGAAGUUAAUAUCAAUGGGGUUAUUGUCACUUUUCCAUUUAAACCUUAUAAAGUGCAGGAGGAUUACAUGUCCAAGGUGAUAGAAUGUCUUCAGAAUGGCAAACACGGUGUUUUAGAAUCUCCAACUGGCACUGGAAAGACUUUGUGUCUAUUAUGUUCCUCCCUAAGUUGGCUUCUAGUCCGAAAGGCACAAAUUCAAGCCCAGUCUCUUAUCGGUUCCGCCGAAAAAACGGAAACGAAUUAUUUCGCACAAAAAUUAGCAGGCGAUUUGGAGAUGGCAGGAGGAUCCUCGAAUGUCCCGGAACCAAAUCAAGCCUUAAAUUUUGGAUGGGGCAUGCCGAAAAUUAUUUAUGCCUCGAGAACACACUCUCAACUUUCGCAAGCAAUGCAGGAAUUAAAAAGAACGUCUUAUAAACACGUUAAAGUCGCAGUUUUGGGAUCUAGGGAUCAACUUUGCAUUCAUCCGGAAGUUAUGAAGGAACAUAACACUUCUAACAAAAUUCACAUGUGUCAAGUGAAAGUCAGAGCGAGGACUUGUCAUUUUUAUAAUAACAUCGAAUCGAGAAAAGACGAUCCGAUCUUUACCCAAGAAAUUCUAGACAUCGAGGAUUUAGUAAAAGCGGGUCAAAAGGCAAAGUGCUGUCCCUAUUUUUUGUCGAGAGAAAUUAAACAAAAAGCGGAUAUUACUUUCAUGCCCUAUAAUUACUUGCUCGAUCCAAAAUCGAGAAGAUCUCAAGGAAUCGAACUGCAGAAUAGUGUAAUUUUAUUGGAUGAGGCACAUAAUGUUGAAAAAACUUGCGAGGAAGCUGCAUCAUUACAGAUUAGCAGUACAGACGUCGCCCUUUGUAUCGACGAAGUGACUUCAGUAAUGAAAGACAUGUCAAACGAAAUGAGUGAAAAUGAUUUUUCGAUGGAUUCCCCGAGUGUUGUCCCAAAAGAUUUUUCCGCGGAGGAUCUUUGUAUUUUGAAAGCCAUGUUUCUUGAACUCGAAAAGGCGAUUGAUGAUAUAAAAUUGGACAAAGGAAACGAUGGAAAAACUUUUCCUGGUGGCUACAUUUUUGAUCUUUUGGAAAAAGCGGAUCUCACUCACGGUAAAGAGCAAUUAGUGAUUGAAAAACUGGACAAAAUAAUUCAGUAUCUCUCGACGACGAGUACUUCGCCUUUUGCGAGAAAAGGAAACGCCUUGCAAAAAUUUAACGAUUUAUUAAGAGUCGCCUUCGUUGGGGGCGCUUCGACUCAAAAACAUCGGGAGAGAAUUAAGCAAUGUUAUAAAGUUUACGUUCAGAUGGAGGAACAGAAAAAGGGUUCUAAAAAGGACGGUUGGGAGAAGAAAAUUAUUACGAAGAGUGAGGGAAAAUUGAUUAGUUAUUGGUGUUUCAGUCCAGGUUUCGGGAUGCAACAGUUGAUAGAACAAGGAGUUCGUUCAGUAAUUUUAACAAGCGGAACUCUUUCUCCCCUUAAACCUUUCAUUUCUGAACUCGGAAUUCCCAUCGAUGUCCAGUUAGAAAAUCCCCAUAUCGUUACAGGAAAACAAGUUUGUGUUGGAGUUCUUGCUAAUGGACCGGAUGGCCAUCAACUUAAUUCUUCAUAUAAUACAAGGAGUGAUCCAAGGUAUAUCGCUUCUUUAGGACAAACGGUUUACAACUUUAGUAUCUUAAUUCCGAACGGAUUGCUCGUUUUUUUCCCGUCUUAUCCCAUCAUGAAAAAAUGCCAGGAGGAUUGGCAAAUGUCGGGACUCUGGACAAAAAUCAUGGAUCGCAAGCAAAUAUAUGUCGAGCCACAAUCAAAGGAAACAUUUAUAACAACAAUGAAUGACUACUACGAAAAAAUAAGAGAUCCUUCCGCCAAGGGAGCGAUUUUUAUGGCAGUUUGUAGAGGAAAAGUUAGCGAGGGUUUGGAUUUUGCGGAUAUGAAUGGCAGAGCUGUGUUGAUUACUGGUCUACCAUAUCCGCCAAUGAAGGAUCCGAGAGUUAUUUUGAAGCAGAGGUACUUGGAAGAGAACAAAUCGAAAGAUAGUCAAAACCUGAAUGGUCAACAGUGGUACCAACUUGAAGCCUCGAGAGCUGUGAAUCAGGCAAUCGGACGAAUUAUUCGACACAAAGACGAUUAUGGUGCGAUAAUUCUUUGCGAUUGUCGAUUCGACACUGCCCAGUUCAAAAGUCAAGUUUCCGCCUGGCUGCGACCUCAUAUCAAAAAAUUCACGGGCUUCGGAAUGGUCGUGAAGGAAUUGAAAGAAUUCUUCCGUUACACAGACCUGUCGUUACCACAACCGAAAAUGAAAAACAUGGCUCGUGGAAGUAGCGAAAUGUCCUUGCCUGCAGUUGCCGCACAAUUUAAUUUCGUUUCCAAAUCACAAUCGAAACCACAAAUGUCAAUUCAACCAAUCCAGAAAGUAGAGGUUUUCGAUUCUAAUUCUUACAUUGAAAAGAGUAAGUCCGUUUCAACAGAAACGAGGGCAGAGGUGAAAGACCCUUUUUUGGAAACGAAAGCAGUGCCUGUGAUUAAUUUGAAAAAUUGUAAACUGGAGAAUAACAAAAGCACAUGUGAGUUGUUAAAACCAAUUCCGGAGGCACCUUCGAGAAAGAGGAAAUUUAGGGUAGAUGUCAAGGAUUUUGAACCGAUCGAUUUUGAACCGACAAAUCCUGAACCUUCGACUUCUGGUUGUUCGAGUUUAAAUUUAUCGAAAAGUUUCGAAGAAAAAUCGCCGAAGAGAAGUUCCGCUGAAUUUAAAACGAAUGGAGCUGAUGGAAAUUUACAGAUGCCAGAUCAAGCGCUUCAAAAAAGGGAAAUGGGAGAAGUGUACCUGAAAUUGGUGAAGAAAAAAUUGAGUCGAGAAAAGUACAAACUAUUCGGUCAAAUGAUUCGCGAUUAUACGAACGAAAAAAAUUUUGAAAAACUUUUAGAUACACUUAUCGAACUUUAUUGUACAGAGGAGAGUUUACUGCCUCUUUUCGUAGGAUUCCGAUCGUUUGUCAAAAAGGAACACGUCGAAAUGUUCGAUGCUCAAGUGAAACUCCUGGGAAUUUCGUAUUCCGAAAUGCUAAAUCGCGAAUCAUUUAAGUAAAUUCGGAACGUUUUUAGGUACCUAAAUAAACUUUUAUUUAUAUUAUUGAAAAAUUGUCUGAUCGAAAAGGGAUAAAAUAAUCUUUUUUUUCUCGAUAAAAUGACCAAAUAUUUCUAAUCUAAUUUAUUACAAUCAUUUUGCAAUGUACAAAAAUUGUUUAUUAAGUACCAAGUACUUGAUAAAUUAAAAGUUGUUAUUCCACAAUCUUGUCAUACGAAUACAACAUUUCCAGUCGAGAAUUUUCUAGGCUGAUUUUUAUAAAAGAAAUGCUUUUUCAUUUACGAAAAUGACCAAAAUAUUUUCAUUUCCUGUUUUUCAAAAAAAAGGGGGAAAAAAAUUGAAGGUCUUUCUCUGAUGAAAAUUAGAGUAAAAAUGCCGAGAACUAUUGCUAAAUUAAUAAUACCACAUCUAUUUUGUAAAUAACUCAUUACUAGAGUACUUGUUAGUGCGUAUAAUAAAUAAAACCUAUUUUA